Molecule: messenger RNA, 4485 nt
Organism: Amoebophrya sp. A120
Lineage: Eukaryota; Dinophyceae; Syndiniales; Amoebophryaceae
Source: the annotation of a GenBank genome assembly
GUCAAAACUUUGAGCAUCGUCAGAAAAACGUAACGGGCGGGGAUGGCGAAGCAAAAUCUAAAUCUUCUUCCAAGAAAGCUUCAUCAAGAAUAUUAACGUUGGCAACAAGCAUCAGCGAGGAUACCAUCGCGAAUGUGUUGAUACCGCGGCCAGAAGUAUGCAGCUUCCCGUUUCCGCGCGGCCGCAGCCGGUCCAGAAGCAGCAGCAGCAGUGUACUCAUCGCGAAAAAUGAUCAUGCAGACGGUACAGCUGCAGCAGCAGCAACUUCCAGAACUACUCGCUCCUUAGAGCUUGAGAACUUUCUCCUCCUUCACUCGAGCUGUCCAUCCGAGUAUUCCGUGGUCGAGCGGAUCAAGCGGACCGGGCUUGGGUUUCUGCGGUGCUACAUCCCGAAAGUGUUAGUUCCCCCGGCGAAUUUCGACAUAUUGGCUGCUUCCAGUGGUACCUCCGAAGAUCAUGGGAGCAGCCCUUGCUACUAUCAUGCUGGGACGUCGACCAGGGCAGCUUCCAAUGCUGACGGCGACGAGACUAGCACCGUACUGAAAGGUGGUGUGCUUGCGGAUAAGAUCAACAAACUCCACGACAGCGACUUGGUUCUCGACGGCAAACACGGUUUUCACAUGCACAGUGGCAUUUACCAGAACAGUUUUCUGACGGACAAGAACUUCACACCCCUUCUUAUUGUGAGGAAAAAUCCCCCCUCCCCACAUCGAAAGCGGAAUUUGUGUUGCUGUAUUUGAGUACACAAAUCACAUCUGUCUUGCUGGAGAGGACUGCAGACCCAUAUCAAGCCUGAGCAGAGAGGCUUUGACUUAGGCGCUUAGCAUGAAAAGCGUCGGUGAUGUUUGCUCAACAGCAUGAUAAACCGCCUCCAUAAUGGGACGGAAGCUGCUGCCCUUGUCUUCUUGCAACACAGACGUGAUUUGUGACCUCAAAUCAGCAACACAAAUUUUUGAAAACCUACCUCUUCAAUAUGGGGAGGGGGGAUUUUUCCUUGCGAUACUUCUGAACGCCAUGAGCGAGCGGAGGUUUGAUGUUGAAAUAGAGCAUAUGCAUUGUAAAAAUGUCUGGGUCUGGAAGGUUGCAACUUGUAAUGCUAAUUCUGGAUCGUGCAAAAAUCUGUGUUGCAUGAAUGCCAAAAGCUGUCCACUUUUGACCAAGUUGAGAGGAAGUUUCUCACGCAGGAUACGCAUGAUACGGAUCUCACAGAAUCUGUCAUGCUAGGUCUCGCAUUCCAGACCUCAUGGCUCAUGCAAAACGUGCAUGACAAGUCUCAGAACCUUCCAGACCCAGACAUUUUUACACUUGAUAGAACAACAAGCUGACGAACCACUUUUACAGCAAUAUCAGGAUCUACAUCCAGGUGCUCCUGAACGAACGCCGCUAGUACACCAUCAGCAAAGCUGCAAAAGUCGAGCAGCUUUAUUUUUGAACAAGACCUCUGGGCAUCUUCAAAAGAAGCCGGCUAGAAGUACUCUCCUUUCCGAGCAGGAAGAGAAGGUCGUGCGGGCGAGGCUGCAUUGCUUUCGCACGGAGCUACAGCUCGAGCACGCGGAUGACCGGUGGCACACGAAAAGUGCGGGGCCGCAACAGCUGGUGGUGGGAGGGUCAGGUUUACGUUGUAUCAACCGGGGUGGCGCAAGAAGAAGUUCUGGAGAUGGUCACUUUUGUACUGAAGAAGGGGACGUCGAUCCAGCAGCACAGCGACGUCCGGCUCUAUCUGUUUCUGUCCUCGCCGCACCAAUCUACAACGGACGCAUGAAGAAAGGGAGGAAGAUGAGAUUGACAAGAACGAAAGGCGUGCAAGAUUCUGUUACUGUGAUGUCAGCAGACGCGUUAUCGACUCAAGGGGUCACGAGUCGCACCGCAGAAGCGCAAGCGGCGAUCGAGAAAGCGUGUCGCUUUCGGUUUUCCGAGGCGGCGGGCGCACUACAGCUGACACGAGCUGAUCGGAACAAGAAGCGGGAAAAUAAUUCUUGGUUCAGCUCCCGCUAUCAGGAGAUGGUCGGAACAACUGGCACCAGAGAUGAUCUCAACGACAACGCUGACGUUCUUCCCGCUUCUACCUUCUACGCACGAAAUCGCGGAGACAGGAGUCAGUGCGGGGUGCUCUUUCCUUCGAGCGCGAUGGCUUUUUUAGACCAGAGUGGGGGUGGAGGUGCCGUCGCUGGGAAGAUGCUGAGUAACAGACCCUUUACAACUACUUCGUCGUCUUUAAUCCAAAUGCCGGACCCGCGGAAUUUGACCUACGACUCCGGGAAGCUCCAAGUUUUAAAGCGCCUGCUCCAGCAGUGCUAUUCGAAGCAGAACCGCGUCUUACUGUUCACCCAGUUUGGGAAAAUGCUAGACAUACUCGAAGAAUUCCUCGCCGUGCACAACUACACGUAUAGUCGGUUAGACGGAAAAACCAGCAACCCGGAUAGACAAAAACUCGUCGACGACUUCAACGAGAAACCAAACACGUUUAUCAUGCUCUCCUCCACCAGAGCGGGAGGCAUAGGGCUGAAUUUAACGGUAUGCAUUGCAAAAGUAUCGUACUAGUAUAAAGUGCAUUACAAAUUGGCUUAGCAUUACAAAUUAAAUUUGUAAUGCGGAUUUACCUUGAGAGAAAAAUUUGUAAUGCAUGAUUGCAAUUACUACGAGCACGAUGCUUUUGCAUUUGAUAAACGGGUGCCAACGUGGUCAUUUUCUACGACAGCGACUGGAAUUAUGGGAGUGUCAGGAUCGAAAUCGACAGAGUUGAAAUAGCUUGUAAUGCAUAAAACCGAUACCAGUCGGAAGCCCAAUUUCGAAGCAGCGCAUGACAAAUUUCGACGUCAUCGACAUCCAGUUUGUCAUGCUGUUUAGCGAAAGAAGGCAUCCUCUGUCAUUCUACUUUAGCAGCUUUAUCCCAAACCCGAAACAGGCUCUUCACAAUUGGCGUCUCUUGCAAUCCCUGCAAGACAGUCACUUCGUGCCUUGCAUUUCAUGCAUCACAGAUCAUUUCAACUUUGUCGGUUUCAAUCCUGACACACCCAUAGGAACCCGGCUACGGACCGGCAGGCCAUGGACCGGGUGCACCGCAUUGGGCAGCUGAAAGACGUCCACGUGUUUCGGUUGUUGUCGAGCUUCACGGUGGAGGAGAAUAUUUGGCGGAAACAGGUGAUAAAACGGAAAUUGGAUGACAUGGUCAUCGACGAAGGGCAAUUUCAGCAUUUGGCGAAAGGAAAGAAAAAAGGUGUUGAUGGGGAGCAGCAACAUGGACAACUCCACAACUUGCUUGACGGGGUGUUUGACGACCGAGCGUUGCUCGGUCGGGGAUCGGCGGAGGAUGAGGCGCAGGGGCGAGACGCUAGUAGUGCAGGUGGACCGACCAGCACGUUUGACCCGCUCGCCGCGGAUGCAGAUUUUUUCGCCCUCGAAGGUACGAUGUUACAUGAGCAAGAGGAGGCGGAAGCUGAAGAUGCAGUUGUGGCACAACUACUGCCGGGAAACAAGCAUACCGAAAAUAAAUCUACAACCGUCGCAGAGGAACUGAAGACCGGGGCUUUGCUUGCGAAAGUUGAAGACGUGGAAGAUCGAGAGGAGAUACAGCUCGUCCCAGAAAAUAAAUCAGGGACGAAAAUUCCGCGGCAUCUCGCAUUGGCGCAGCUUGGUAAAAAACGAGCCAUCAAAGGCUUUACUGGCCGCAAGAUGAUGACCGGGGGCGCGCAGCAGGAAGCUGCUUCGCUCUUAAUUCCAGGUGAACGAGCUGGUCAAUCUCAUCUUCGCAAUUCCACCCGCCUGUCUCCCUUAGCGCAAGUUCUCCUUCGCCAGUGUGGGAAGGUGGUGCAGAUCAAGAAGUUGCAAAAGCAGGAGCAGACCCAGAUCGCGAAUUUGCGCCAACAGGCGAGGCGGGAAGGCAUGUCGAGCUUUCGCCUGAUAACGGAAAUUCGACGGAUCACCAUGCCCGGGCGGGUUUUGGAGCAGCGACUUCAGGCAGGUGGCGCACUUUUAUCCACUUCUUCGAUAAAGAACAACGCAACGGGGCCAGGUGCAGGAGAAGCACAAAAGGAAAAGUCGCGGCUCGGUGGUGCUGCUCAGCCCGGAGGUGCUCCUGGAAAUAUUAACGCGUUUGGUUUUCCCCCACAUUAUCAACAAGCGAAGCCAAAAGCCAAGGCAAGAGCCUCGAAACCUCUCCCGGAUUUCAUGAAUAGGGGUCCGGCGAAUUUGCAGGGACGUCCUGAUUCCAAGGGGGUGCACCUGCGCACCCGCGCCUCGCGGGCGAAGUACGCUGCUAUGCUGAAGGAGCAAAGGAGGCAGGAGGAAGAAAAGGGUGGGGAGGGAGCAGAUGGGCCUUCGGGUGGAGGCGCGGAAAAAUGAAGAAGAGAUGAUGUGCGUUUCCGUUUACAACCUGGUGUCUUUUUUGCUGCUAAAACACAAGCAGUUCCCCACAGACGACAGAUGUGAAACUGAAAGCGAACUAAUCGAGCAUGAAUACUAAAAAUCUUGAAAGCGAAAUUCAAU